UCGAACACAAUGUAUUAUUUACUGAUAAAUAUACCAUUUUUCUGUUAUGCUCUUGCGCAUCCUAAUAAUGUGGCAUGGUACGGAGGGCCUAUGCACGUCGAAUGUGAACACGCCUUGAACCUUUUCACCGGAAGUGGGCAGUAUGUAAAAGAAAAUGUGAUUGCAACAAAAGCUGUGUCGUUUAACGACGACGUAUACGUAAUGACUCCUAGAAUGAAGCGCGGUGUGCUAGCCACGGUAUGGUUGUUGGUGUCUGGGCGCCAGGGUCCAGCAUUGGAGCCUUUCCCGAGCCUACCAGCGCACACCAUAGCUGACUGCAGCAGCAUACAGAACGCCGUCGACUACCAUCUGGACUAUAUUGGUAAUCUCUGGAUACUGGACAGUGGCAUAAUUGACACGCUCGAAGCGCCGCGCUGCACGUGCAAGCCCAAGGUGGUGGUAAUAAGCACGCUGCUCCGUACGGUGACCAAACUCCUCGACCUGACGACAGCGGAACCCUCCUCGCUGCUACAGAACGUGGCCGUCGAUUAUGGGUUAGGUGGGAAACCUUUUGUAUACAUUUCUGACGCAGCUCGAGGAGCGAUUCUCGUUCGCGACGCCACAUCCAGUACCGAGUGGACCGUCUUGUUUAGUGCCCCGAGCUCGGGCUUACAGAUCACGCUCGGGAAACGCGGCCCCGCCCACAAUGUGCUCAUGGCAGUGAGGGCACACCAGCCGGGGUUAAUAGAAAUCGAAUGUGCUGCGUUAAGGAGACGGAAUUCUGCUUUACCACUUCGAGCAUUCGGCGAGCACACCCGACCAGUAUUCCUUCUCGGUUCCGACACACACCACAUCUACCUCCGCUACGCCGACGGCGCCGACGUGCUCUCGUGGGACGUUCGCGAUGGCUACAACAUGUCCCGACUCAUCAGCAUUCAUUCUCCUGGGCCCAGGCUCGUACCUACCUCGGUCUUUGCGGACCCUUUGAAACAUUCGCUCCUAAUACUAGACUCUAACUACGGUGAUGUAAUUAAUAGUAAUUCGCCGGCAUAUCAAAGAAUCUCUUUUAUAGGUCAAUUGUGA
Cydia fagiglandana is the source of this 1062-nucleotide messenger RNA. RefSeq lists its product as uncharacterized. The transcript is spliced from 5 exons. Lineage: Eukaryota; Metazoa; Arthropoda; Insecta; Lepidoptera; Tortricidae. The record is from RefSeq and is a predicted model, not a curated record. Gene Ontology annotation, cellular component: extracellular region. The coding region runs from base 10 to 1062 and encodes 350 amino acids.